CAUAGAGUCGUUACGUGAUCAUAUGCAGUUCUGUUGGUGCGUUCAAGCGUAUAUCCUGUAUUAUAAAAACAUUUACUAUUAGAAAAUAAUAUACUUGUGGUGGAAUGCAGUGAAUGCAACGUAUCGUUUUCAUUUUACUUCAGUUUUCAUGUCGUCCUAAUGUCGUUCUAAGACGAGCAUUUUUAAAAUUUUUAUGACUAUAUUUGCCAUUAAGUGCAAGGACUUAAUACCAUAAACUUAAGAAUUACUUAAAAAGUGAAUAUGGAGACAUCCCACCCAACUUCUUGGAUUUGUGAAAAUAUGUAUUGACAGGUCAUUUGACUAUGUCUGAUUUCAAUGUGAGGGACGUUUUGGAAUUACCAAACUGGUAAUUGAGUAAAUUCGGAAAUUGCAUGUAAAAUCAACACGUGGUUUCUUUCCUGGGUGAGUGAAAUAUUGACAAUAUGACAGGCAAUAAAUUUGUGACGCAUUUGGAGCCUUGUCUGCUAUCAGGGCUGGCCUCUCCCAUUCUCAGUGGACUCGAACACACACCACUAGUGUGUGUGUGUGUGUUCUUUCUUCAACAUGUCUGCACAGAGGUUGCUGCUGUGUUGUCUUCUUUUUAAAGGGUCUCUUGCGCUGUUAGGCAACUUUUGGCACAUCACUGACCUGCACUGGGACCCGUCCUACAGUCUGGGAGAUGACCCCUUUAAGGUGUGUGCAUCAAGCGGUUUCAGACCUGCAGCCAAUGCGGGUAAAUUUGGUGACCAUGCCUGCGACUCCCCGUGGAACCUCAUCAACUCCUCUAUUUAUACUAUGAGGAACAUCCUACCGGAUCCGGAUUUCAUUGUGUGGACCGGAGACGACACACCGCACGUUCCCGACCAGAAACUGGGCACAGAGGCAGUACUGAGCAUUAUCAGAAAUCUUACAGACCUCAUAAAUGAGGUUUUCCCAAGAACUAAAGUGUACUCUGCCCUGGGUAACCAUGACUACCACCCCAAGAGCCAACUGCCUGGAGGCCCGAGCUUCAUGUACGACGAAACAGCCCAAAUGUGGCAGCAUUGGUUGGAGCCCGAGUCCGGUGUAACAUUCCGGAAAGGUGGAUACUAUACGGAAAAGCUGCUAAAUAGAACUGGUUUCAGGAUGUUGGUGCUCAACACCAAUCUAUACUAUAGCAACAACAUGCUGACCCAAAAUGAUGAAGACCCCGCGGGACAGUUUAGCUGGGCGGAUCAGGUCCUAGCAGAGGCGACCAAAAACAAAGAAAAGGUGUACAUCAUCGGUCACGUACCUCCAGGCAUGUUUGAGAAGAAGAGAAACAAGUCCUGGUUCAGGAAACACUUCAACAAGCGAUACAUGGAAUUGAUCCAGAAGCACCAUUCCGUCAUCAUGGGACAAUUCUUUGGACAUCAUCACACCGAUACGUUCCGCAUGUUCUACAACCCAGAGGGUUCUCCUAUCAGCACAAUGUUCCUCACCCCUGGGGUGACACCGUGGGAGACGACACUCCCCGGAGUCAAGCACGGCGCCAACAAUCCUGGCAUUCGGAUCUUUGAAUAUGACACCCAAACCCUCCUAGUCAAAGACGUGGUGACCUACUACCUGAACCUGACUCAUGCCAACACUGCCCGGGAUCGCUGGGAGAAGGAAUACCGCCUCACCGAGAGUUUCCGCGUCCCCGAUGCCUCCCCUGCCUCCAUGGACCGGCUCCUGGACGGAAUCUCUGCAGACCGCUGCCAGUUACAGAAGUACUAUGAUUUCAACUCGGUGAGCUAUGACCUCAGCGAGUGCGACGGCGCCUGCCGCGUGGACCACGUGUGCGCGGCGCGAGAAGUCGAUUACGAAAGGUACGAGCGCUGCCUGGUGACAGAAGCGGCGAGUUUCAUUGGCGGUGGUUCGUUUCUCGUUCUCUCUGUGGCUGAAAGUAUCCUGUUUGUUUUUAAUCAGCAUUUUUAAUUCCUAUUUUUGUUUACUAUCAGUCACCAUUUUGUUUUUGUCUAUCAUAAUGGUGUUGCGGUCUGCAAAUUGACGCUCUGAUUAGGUUCCAUUCUCAACCAAAAUUCCGAAACCAUCGCCACUUAAUGUCCUGUAUCGAUGCAAGAACUGUUAAUUUUAAUAAUGUCUUACACCAGGGGUCUCAAACUCAAUUUACCUGGGGGCCACCGGAGCUAGGUUCUGGGUGAAGCCGGGCCGCAUCAGGUUUUCAAAAAAAACCCCAAAACGCAUUUAUUAAAAACUGGAAAAAAAAAAAAUAAAAAAAAUAUCUUCAAUGCUUUUGCUUCUGCUAUACCCUACACUUUUUCAGUACUUUGGUUCCGGUUUUCCACACCAAAAUAUCUGAUAAAACAUUCCACUGUUCUCAAAUAUCUUAAUUUUUAUUUUUCUAUACACAAAAUAAGAUUAAAAAAAUAAACAAAUUAAGAAUAAAGACAAUAAAUCAAUUAGUAAUAAAUAAGUAAAAUAAUAAUAAAACAGCAAAUAAGAAAAACAUAAGAAACCACAUACAGUUGGUAGAGAAAUUAUUUUUUUCAGAUUCAAAUGUACAGUAUUAACAGUUAUUUAACCUUUAACAUGAACAUUAAUGAAACUUAAUAAUUUUACCCAAUUAGCAAGUUAGCAUCGUACUCAGUUCCGUCUGGGAGCAGCGUCGUAACUUUAACAACAUGUUUGAUGAGAUGCUUUAUCUUGACGUGUAUUUUCCGUUUUAUUCCAAAUCAUUUCCUGCGUUUAUUUGUACCCAGCGUCAUAAGCCUUUAGCUUCAUUGCUAAUCCAAAGCAAAACAGGAUAACAGGGUAGGGUAACAGUAUAGGCGGGGCAAAAUCAUGUUAAUUGUGUCCGGUGUGCACACAGCUUUAAGCUGUCAUUUCAACAUUAAACUUCGUCUCGCAGGCUGCAUUUGGCCCGCGGGCCGCGAGUUUGAGACCCCUGUCUUACACCAUUAUGUUGAAGUUAAAAAAAAAAAAAAAAUAUAUAUAUAUAUAUAUAUAUAUAUAUAUAUAUGCUGUUCCUCUCCAACCAACACUAUCAUGUUAGCUAUAGCCCCUAAUAAAACCAUAACACAACCAGCCUCAAUCCUUAUGUGGAUUAUCUUAGCAACAAAUAUGACCCAUGAUAAUGAUAGUAAAUAUUCAACUCGACAUUUAUUGCGUGACGAACCAGCAAAGAGUCACGUGAUCAGGACCUGCUUAGCGGAGGUGAACGGCUGCAUGGCGUCGUCCAGGGCUUUCCUGUAGUCGUGGAGACGGACCUCGGUGCAGGCGGGAGCGCUCAGUUUCUUCUGGCGAAUGAGGGAGCAGAGUUGGUCCAGCAUGGAGCGGAAUGCUGUUGAAUCUACGGAGCACGGAGAUAAUGUUUUUAUUCAUCACAUGGAGUGCUGUAAUAGUAUUUUAGUAUAGGAAAACUGCACUUUUUCUGUCAUUUUGCCCAUCAUCAACAAUCCUUACAUGAGACUAGCUAAGAAUGUACAUGAUGGAACACAUAUUGCCCCUACGUUUUUUGUUUUUGAGUUUGGAAAAGUUAAUACUAGGUGCAGGCGUUCCUAAGGAAGUCCCGCUAAUGCUUAAAAAUGGGCAAAAUACUGUAAGUAAAACUUUAUUGUACUUGCUAAUACAUGGUUACAGCAUGUAUAUAAAACCAUAACCCCCUUGUUGGGUUUUUUUUGGACAUGUUUUAAUUGCGGUCUUUGUAGGCGGCAUAGUUGUGUCCCAUUACGUGCAGUAAUAAACUGUCUCUUUUCAUGUUUUUAUAUUUUUAGAACACACCGAAAAGAGAAAGACAUGUGCUCAUGUUUCAC
Molecule: messenger RNA, 3776 nt
Organism: Doryrhamphus excisus (bluestripe pipefish)
Lineage: Eukaryota; Metazoa; Chordata; Actinopteri; Syngnathiformes; Syngnathidae
Gene: smpdl3b
Product: sphingomyelin phosphodiesterase acid like 3B
Biological process (GO): sphingomyelin catabolic process
Molecular function (GO): sphingomyelin phosphodiesterase activity
Source: RefSeq, a predicted model, not a curated record